Biomphalaria glabrata is the source of this 3542-nucleotide messenger RNA. RefSeq names its product spindle and kinetochore-associated protein 1-like. The transcript has 7 exons. Gene Ontology annotation, biological process: mitotic cell cycle; cell division; chromosome segregation. The coding region runs from base 432 to 1181 and encodes 249 amino acids. The record is from RefSeq and is a predicted model, not a curated record. Lineage: Eukaryota; Metazoa; Mollusca; Gastropoda; Planorbidae. Gene Ontology annotation, molecular function: microtubule binding. Gene Ontology annotation, cellular component: outer kinetochore; spindle microtubule; mitotic spindle.
AAUCUAGACUAGAAAUAGUUGAUGCCUAUGCCUAUAUAAUUUAAUUAUAAACUUCUACCUAGAAAGAAUAGUCCUAGACUUAGCAGAAUUUGGGUCAUUGGCUUUGGUUAACACUUAAACUUAAUAUGCAUGGACUUAUUCUUAUUGACUAGAGUCAGACACUAGAGAGUCAAUAGAUCUAGAUUCUAGUCAUCUACUCUAGCCGUAACUAGAUGUAGAAUCUAAAUCUAGAGUAGAUGUAGAUCUAAUUCUAGGAUGUAAAGAUACCGAAUGGAAUAUCAAAUAAUGAAAUAUGUAAAUAUCAUCUCUGACUGUGGACUUUGGUCCUGUCUGUAGGCCUGGCCAUUGCAACAACUAGCUUUCUCCAGCAGGGACAGGUUCUUGGAAAGGUGAAAGUUAAUCUGAGAAAAAAACAACAAUCAUAAGUAAGCAUGAUGAACUGUAGCACACUUGAAGAGUUAUCUCAUCAUUUCUUAAGCCAGCUUUCAGUAUUGAUUCAUGCUCAGCAGUUAUCAGGAGCUUCAGCAGAUGACAGUUUUAUACAACUUGUUUGUAACCUGAAUAAGUCUCUAGAUGAAAUAUACAAAAUGCUUAAAGUUAUGCGUCACCGUGUUAAUGAGGCCAAGAUUCAAUUGGGACAGAAUGAAGAACUCAACAAUCAACUAAAAACACUUGCAGAACAGCUUCAACAUGCACUAGACAAUGUACCAUCAAGAUUACCUAAACUGAAACCUCAGCAUGUUGUACCAGUUAUGCCUUUACAAGAUUCAGUAGACAAUAGAAAAAUGGAGCCUGCUGUUCACAGUAAUGAAUGUAAUUAUCUACGGUUUCUUACAGUCCAAGAGUUUGAAUCUGUACCAAAAUAUAUGAAAGGGCGGCUAACUUAUGAUAAAGUAAACCACACUGUUGAACUUCUUGAUCAAGCAUACACUGAAAAAUAUAAAAUUCUGAGUCAGAAAAAAGCAACACUCAAUGAUAUGAACAGAAAGAGAUGUGAAAACUACAGGUCACAAGAAAUAAAAGAAACAAAAGGUGUCCAUUUCAUUGUUGAAAAAGAUAUAACUGAAUUUACAAGUCUCAAACUGGAUAUCAAUGCAAGAAAUAUUUUAACAAUUCUUCGACAUUGUGGUGUGAUACAUGAAAUCAGAGGAGGAGGGCAUGUACGAUUUGGAGUUGUGUAGUAUAAUCUGUUCUGAUGUUUGGAAACUCAAAUAUUUGUUUUUAAUAGUGCCUAUAGACAUUGUAAAUAUUUAUCAUUAAGAUUAUGUCUUUAUAAGUGUUUUUUUUUUUUUUUUUUUUAUUUUUUUUUUUCAGUUUCAAUAAUUAGAAUGCUUAUUUUUUUGCCAAGCACUAAAUCUUUCAAUGUAGGAAAACAAAAUUAAAUAAGCUCUUUUUAAAAAGCACAUAGCACUAUUAAAAUGAGUGCUAGGCUCGCUAACCAAAGGUCUUUAAAUGUUUUUGUCUACCAGCUGUAAUGGAUUUCUGACAUUAGUAAUGAAAACUAAAAGCUGUUGGUCUUAAUCUUGUCACAGAAACAGAUGAGUUUACAUCUACACAUAGACCAGUAGUUCUCAAAUAGAAAAUUAAUACUACAUAAAUAAAUGAUACAUUUGUAUCUUAAGACUUUUAGAUCUCCUAAAAAAAAAUGUGUUAUUGUAGCAAUUUUGUUUUUUAGUUGAAGCUGUACAAUAAUUGGUGCUAAUCACUUUUCUUCUAUUCUAUAGUUAUGUCAGAAGCUUUUUCAAUAUUGAUGAAAAAAUAUUUUUGUUUUGUUUUCUUGUAAGUCAAAUUAAUUGCAAUGGUGUGUACAGUAAGAAAAAAAUAUUUUAAAUGUAGAAACAAAUUUAGAUUCUAAUAAGUGCACUUCUAGUAAGAUUAUAUAUAUAUAUACUAGCCAUAUGUUGCCUGUGGGUCUUAAUUUGCUUAUCACUGUCGAUAUAGUCACUUAGAGUGUUUUGUAAACUUUUAAACAAAAUAAUAAUGUUAUAAGUAAAGCGAAUGCGUGAAUGUAAAAAUAGUAUGAAUGGAGCUAUCAAAAUAGCUAAUUGACCUAAAUCCAUUAUUUCAAAUAAAAACAUUUGCCUGUAGGUCUACAUAUAUUUGAUUAAAAUUUGAAAUGAAUAGACUUUAUUUUGUAUGUUCAUGUGUUAAAGUAUAAAGUAGAUCUAUCAUCUUGAGUUUGAGACUAAUCUAGAGUUAAAAAAGCCUUGUCUUGGAUAGAGUUCUAUAUGCGCGUGCAUGGAGCCUUUGCUCUGCGCAUGCGUGACCUUUUUUGUUAGAUGUAUGGAAUCAUGAAUGGAACUAUUAAAAUGUAUGUCAAUUUGGCUUAGCAGCUUUAGCAAACGAAUGUAUGUAAAAUGCUUUAGAAAAACAAAUUUGAAUGUUAAUUUGAUUAAAAUAUGAAAUGAAUGGACUACAAUUAGUAUGUUUAUGUGUUAAAGUAUAAAACUAUCUUUGCGAAGAGAAGUUCUAUCAUCUUAGAGUUGAAUUAGAGUUUUAGACCUAGGAAUAGAGAAAUGUGUAACAUUUCGGUCUUGUCUAAUGAAAGAAUGUACGUCAGGACUUCUAAAUUUGCAGAUAUAAGGAACAAAUUUAUGUAAAAAUGCUUUUGAAAGACAAAUUUGAAGCUUAGUUUUAUUAAAUAAUGAAAUCAAUAGACUAUAUUUUGUAAUUUUCAUGUGUCAAGGUAAAAAAACUAUCUGUGCAAAGUGUAUCUUCUUAUCUUAUAUAAUACAGAGGUUACUUCAAAAAAGAAGAUGAUUACGUCCUACGCGUCAUGCAUUUAGUCAUGCAUAUUAACCAAUGACUUAAAUUCUGCCAAGUCACUGGUUUUCCUGGCUAGCUCAAGCAACCCAUUCCAUGCUCUAAUAGAACUAGGCAAGAAGGAGUAUUUGUGCAAAUUUGUCCUAGCAUAUGGGACGAGGAAUUUGCCUUUAUCUUUGUGCCUUUCAAGUGUAGUUCUUAAAACUAGAUCUAGAUCCUUUUCUCAUGUAAACAUGGCCUAAAUUUAUAAGAUAUUAAUACUUUCAUAGAGUUGGGCAACUUUUUUUUUUUUUAAGGGUCUUAAGUUUGUUUUUGGGCUACCAUACUAUGUUACGGUUCCAGUUAGCACCCAAGGAACAUUUCUGCAAAGUUUUAUCAAGAGUGGUGAAACAGUUUUGACUUCCUGCGGAACAUAAAUACAUACGCUUUACUUUCUACUUUAUAGUAUAGAUAUAUAUUUAGUGAGAGAGAAAUAUAUUGUUUGCCUGUAAAUUCUCAUUACACUAAUAACUUUUUUUUAAUAACACAUUGAUUUGGAAGUUUUCCUUCACUUGAUUGAACACUGUCAUAAUGAAAUGGAUUGACUACAAAUGUCCACCUCAGCCUAACUACGAUAACAAACAACUAUAUAGAUGCAAAUACAAACAACAUUCACGUAUGAAACACAUCACACACUCACACAUGUAUUAUAUUGCAUGUAUAUCUGUAUCUAUAGAUUGUAUUUUGAAAUAUUAAAAAAAAAACGCUACAGAUUAACGUGUCAUUAAAGAUCAUCUCUA